This is a messenger RNA of Saccoglossus kowalevskii, 1077 nucleotides long. RefSeq lists its product as uncharacterized. Lineage: Eukaryota; Metazoa; Hemichordata; Enteropneusta; Harrimaniidae. The record is from RefSeq and is a predicted model, not a curated record.
UUCACUUUGGGUUUUUCACCUUGGGGGUUUCACCGAGCUCAGGUUUGUUGACAGACCUACGCAAGGUACACAAGGCGCAACAGGUAAAAUGAGUGCUGCUAAGAUGCUAGGUUCCAGUUUAUGCUGUCUUAUGCUCAUCUAUAUUGGAGGAGCAUAUGGCGGAUCUUGUGAUUCUUAUGUCGACGCCUGGGGAACAACUCAGCCUGCGCAGGAGUGUAAUACCCUAACAUUAACUUACUGUUGCAACACUGGUACUACGUACUACUAUUGCUGUGACCAGGCUUCUUAUGAUGCCCAGGAUUGGGUCGAUUGGGGGGACGAUUUGGAGGAAGCGGCAGGAUUAGCUACUAGUAUUAUCAUUGGUAUCGUCUGUGGUGUAAUUGGACUCAUUGUUCUCAUUAUUGUGUGCAUUGUAAUAUGUUGUUGCUGUUGUGUUGGAGCAGCUGCAUCUGCAGGCAGCAAAAGUGCCACUACUACAACCGUCGUCCAAGGAAACGCAGUUCAACCAACUCCUGUGUAUAGCGAGGCGCCGCCCCCAACAUAUCAACAACCACCGCCAGCUCAACCGGCAUAUCAACAACCUCCGGCAACUGAGACCUCCCCGGUGUGAUCGGAUGAACGGGGUUGAACCACGUAGCGAUUCCGUCCAACUCUUCUUUAGUUUCUAGUAUAUCUUUUUUUAAUCACAUACAAUUGGCAGCUCACUUUUAACGCACGGAUGAUUGUACGUUCGAUUUUUAAAAAAUGAUUGAUUAUUGUCAAGUCAAUAGCAUGAUCCGAUUUUCAAAAUGUUGACGUUACGGUGGCCACAUUUACUUUAUUUAGCCAUGACGCCAUGUAACCUAACCUGGAAUCCAGUAAUUCCGCGUACAUCCGAGAAUAACGACGUGUCAAUGUCUCUUGAUCACCGAUGUCAUGUUUGAAGAAAGGAUUUCAUAUUCUACAAUGACAAUCAUUGCUUGUUUAGCAUACAUUAAUUAUAAAAAGAUUUACAUGUGGUUGUGUAAAAUAGUUUUUGUAUAUGGUUUGAAUUCACAUAUUAAAGAAUAUAUAUCUUUUAUUAUUUUUCAUGAAAAA